Molecule: messenger RNA, 843 nt
Organism: Phytophthora nicotianae INRA-310
Lineage: Eukaryota; Oomycota; Peronosporomycetes; Peronosporales; Peronosporaceae
Exons: 2
Coding region: 1-843 (280 amino acids)
Source: RefSeq, a predicted model, not a curated record
AUGAUCAGGGGGAUCAUGGACGUCGUUUCGCCGUUCCUGUACGAGGCUUUUGUGGAAUCUGUCAACGAUAAGUGGACGCUAGGCAUGAUUGUGUGUUCGGGGCAUGCGUUCCAAAACUUUCCGUACGCCCGAUACGCAACGGAUGUCAUAUUCCAGCAGACUAAUAAGCCCGCCGGCAACAUGAACGAGAUCAAUCCCUACUACAGCGGUAAACACCACCUGUAUGGCUACAAAGUGGAAGUUUCAGUGCUUCGGAAUGGCUUUGACGUCAACUGCACUGAUCACACAGGAGGGAGUACGCACGACGCCGCCAUUUUCAAGGAUAAUGUCGCCUUUCACGCACGAGCAAUGCGUAAACAAGAAGACAAUCACAAGGGCUAUCAGGGAAUGACACGGGAGUGCCGUGCAAUCCACCCGGUGAAAAGCAAGCGGUUGCAGCCGCUGUCUUUGGAUGACGCCUGCUAUAAUGACAAGCUCGCUCGUGACCACGUCAUCGUCGAUAAUUUCUUUGGAAGACUUACGCCCUGGGGUAUCUGCUCUGACAAGUGGAGGUUCGACGAGGUGUCCUACGAUCUCUACUUCCGUGCAUGUGUGGCCCUUACCAACGUUCAUGUGCGGCUACGACCACUUCGCGGUGACGACGGCAAAGACUACAGCAAGUACGACGCUCGUUUGUGUGAGAUUGGCUCAAAGCUUCUGGAAAAACAAAAGAAAAAGCGAAAGCGCUACCAAACUAACCGUGCGGCAAGACUUCGUACGGCAUAUCGCUGUCGAACGAGCUAUUACAGCUCGGUUUCGGUGAGGUCCGAGGAUGUAGACAGCGAUGCUGAAACCCGGUUGUGA